Episyrphus balteatus (marmalade hoverfly) is the source of this 2009-nucleotide messenger RNA. Its product is annotated as beta-alanine transporter. Gene Ontology annotation, molecular function: transmembrane transporter activity. Bases 221 to 1981 code for a protein of 586 amino acids. The transcript has 5 exons. NCBI's taxonomy places the organism in Eukaryota, Metazoa, Arthropoda, Insecta, Diptera, Syrphidae. Gene Ontology annotation, cellular component: membrane. Gene Ontology annotation, biological process: transmembrane transport. The record is from RefSeq and is a predicted model, not a curated record.
CACCCUUGUGUCGAGGUAGUUUCAUUUAUCCACAGUCAGUAUCGUAUUAGACGUGCAACGGUUCAAAUGUUUAAAUCAGAAAACCGUUCGGAAUAAAUUUUCAAAAAAUUCUUGCCAGGAAACGGAAGUGAUUGAUCGGAAAUUGUCUUUUAACGGAAAUCACAGUCCGAAUGUUUUUUCGAUUUGUUUUUCUUUAAAAAACAAAUAAAAUAUCGGAAGUAUGGAUUUUGAUGACGUACUUAACGAAGUCGGUUCCUUUGGAUUGUAUCAAAAGCUUAUUAUCUGUGCUGUGCUCCUGCCAGCGGCGAUACCGUGCGCGUUUCAUGCUUACAGCCAGCUAUUUAUAGCUGCUAUUCCCGAACACUGGUGCCGUAUUCCAGAACUUGAACCAUGGACAAAGGAUUACGGCGAAUUAGUGAAGAAUCUCAGCAUUCCCGUGGAGAUAGUAGAUGACACGCUUAAAUAUUCCGAGUGUAAGAUGUAUGCUCGAAAUUAUAGCGAAAUUGUAAGAUAUCUGGAAUACAGGACACCCUAUGACUUGGCUUUGGAUAAAGUCUGGGACAUUGGUGAUCCUCGAGGAGGAAGAGUUAUUGAUUGUCGAAAUGGUUGGCAUUAUGACACUGGGAUGUAUCCCAAUACAGUUGUAUCUGAGUGGGAUCUUGUAUGUGAAAACAAUUUUUACAUUACUUUGGGAUUAUCGGUGUUUGGAAUAGCUGGACUUGUGGGAAAUUAUAUAUUUGGAUAUUUGCAAGAUAUUUGGGGCAGACGACCCUCAUUUUACUUGUAUUUAAUGAUUGAGAUAUUGGCUUGUGCUGGAAGUGCUUUCGCUUGGGAUUACUAUUCAUGGUUGGGAAUGAGAUUUAUUGUGGGAUUGACAGUGCCAGCUAUACUUUCAAGUCCUUAUGUUUUAGCAAUUGAACUUGUGGGCCCCGAAAAGAGAGUUUUCUGUACAAUAGUGUCAAAUAUUGCCUAUUCAUUUGGUCUAACAUUUUUAGCUGGAGUCGUAUAUCUAGUCCGAGAUUGGAGAUUUCUCAGUUUGGCAGUAUCUUUGCCACUUUUGCUUUUGUUUUCCUGUUUCUUUGUACUUCCAGAAUCACCAAGAUGGUUAGCUGCAUUUGGCAAAACUAAAGAAGCUGCAAAAGUUCUCAAGACAAUUGCACGCGUUAACGGUAAGGAAAUACCAACAGGUUAUACAGCUGAACUGACACAAAAGCUAACGCAAUCCACAACUGCCCAUAAAAAGGGAUCAUCUCAUGGAAUAAUGGAUCUUUUUCGUUCGCCAAACCUCAGAAAGAAAACAAUUAUAAUAACAUUUAUAUGGUUUACCAAUACAAGCGUGUAUGUGGGUCUGAGCUAUUAUGCUCCGGCCUUAGGUGGAGAUGAAAUUUGGAAUUUCUUCCUUGCUGGAGCUGUUGAAUUACCAACUUAUCUUAUUCUAUGGCCGGGACUUCAUUUCUUUGGAAGACGUUGGGUUCUAUGUCUUUCAAUGCUAACAGGUGGUAUUGCAUGCAUCACAACAUUCCUUUACGCCAAGGAUCAUUUGAUAAUGAUAAUUUUAUACUGCAUUGGAAAGAUGGGGAUUUCCUCUUCGUACGUUGUAUUGCCACUACUUGCAUCCGAGCUGUAUCCGACAGUUGUUCGAGGUCUAGGAAUGAGCUUUAGUGGUGUAAUUGCAAUGAUUGGACCAAUUUUAAUUCCAAUUAUAAAUCAUAUGGGUGAACAUAUGCUUGUGCUGCCUUUGAUUGUGAUGGGUGCUUUGUUGGUCGUUGGGGGACUUGCAACAUUAUUACUGCCAGAAACUAAAGGGAAGAAUCUUCCUCAAACAUUGGAAGAAGGUGAAACUGUACCAUUAAAGAGUAUGUUUUCUUGUUGUCAAGCUUCACCAAGAAGACAUUCUAUACCUUUGCGAAGAGACUCGGUGAGACCAGGAAGAAAUGUUUGUAGUGUUUGUAAAAAUGAAAUAAAGAAUUCGAGAAGAUAGAUUUUUAAGUUGAUACACUUGUUGUGAA